AGACCUCUAACCACAGUGUUCAAGGUUUUCGGUGGCUCAUCUGAACCAUGUUUCGAUACACGAAGGAACUGUUUUUGGCAGCUGUGCUGUUCGCGACAUUAGCCACAGAAUCGAUUAGCGCGGAACCGGAUCAAGAAACCCAGCCAGAAGAAUUCCUAACCCCGAGGGCCACCUGGGAAUCAUUGAUCACAGGUUUAUUUCCUGGCUUCGGGAAAAGGUUCCUCGCGGAUAUGGACCGAAACGCGAGGUUGACCUCUGCCAAUAAACCCCUGGUCACCUACAACGAAAACACUCAAGCACUGAACGUCGCUUUCCCGUCGAAAACUAGCGAAUUCAGCUCACUGUCAAAUCAACCCAGAACGGCAGUCGUCACGCUGACAAAUUUGGCCGGUUCAGCUUUCACAACAACCGGGAAAAUAAUUUUCUUUCAAGAAAACAUGAUACAAUCAGUUUCCCUCGUCGGCAAUAUCGUGACAGUACCCGCGGCAGCUAGAACUGGCCUCAGGUUGGAGAUCAGGUCAACUGCCAGUGAUGACUGCACAAAUGUUGGGCAAUUGUUCAAUCCAACAGGGGCUGAAAACGGAGGACUUAUAUCUUCAACCGGAAUAGCCGCAGCGAAUGGCGUCUGGGGCUUCUACACAACUGCUCUCCCAAUUUACAGGAUUUCUCUAUACGAUCCCAACUCAAUUUUGGGUAGAGCAGUUUUGCUCAGCCAAAAUGGAGUCAAUUUGGCCUGUGGGCGGAUCUUGGCAGCGUGACAACUGCCCACUGAUUUGUUAAUGAUGAAAUUUGAAAAUGCCAACUUAUUUAUUUCAACAAGGAAUCAGUAAAAACAUGUUUUCUUUUGCCCUUC
Messenger RNA from Notodromas monacha, 853 nucleotides. NCBI's taxonomy places the organism in Eukaryota, Metazoa, Arthropoda, Ostracoda, Podocopida, Cyprididae. The record is from the annotation of a GenBank genome assembly.